CAGGUGGUGCUGUCGGUGUUAAGCAGCAAACCAAUCCACCCACAGUUCCAAUAGCAGAUCUGUUCAGUGAAGGCAAUUUUCCGAUAGGAGAGAUUUGUGAAUAUCCUGUUGACAAGGAUGACCGCACAGCCAAAAACCGUAUGACAGAUGAAGAAAAGAAGAUGCUUGAUCGCUCACAGAGUUAUCAGUAUGAGGCGAUGAGACAGGCAGCUGAAGCACACAGACAGACACGGAAGUACAUGAUGUCCAUUAUUAAGCCAGGCAUGACGAUGAUUGACAUCUGCGAAGAGUUGGAAAACACUGCCCGGAAGCUGAUCCAAGAGAAUGGUCUCGAUGCUGGUUUGGCUUUCCCGACUGGGUGUUCUCUCAAUCAUUGUGCUGCGCACUACACACCUAAUGCCGGUGACCCAACAGUGUUGACAUAUGAUGAUGUUUGCAAGAUAGACUUCGGCACACAUAUAAAUGGUCACCUGGUGGAUUGUGCCUUCACACUGACCUUCAACCCCAAGUAUGACCAGCUGUUGCUGGCUGUGAAGGAUGCAACCAACGCUGGGAUCCGAGCCUCGGGCAUUGAUGUCAGGUUGUGUGAUGUGGGCCAACAGAUCCAGGAGGUCAUGGAGUCGUACCAGGUGGAGCUCGAUGGCAAGACUUACCAAGUUAAACCCAUCAGAAACCUGAACGGUCACUCAGUUGGUCAGUACAGGAUCCAUGGUGGGAAGACUGUACCAAUUGUCAAAGGUGGAGAUGCUACACGGAUGGAGGAAGGUGAGGUGUAUGCCAUUGAGACCUUUGGCAGCACCGGCAGGGGUCACGUACAUGAUGACAUGGAGGUCUCCCACUAUAUGAAGAACUUUGAGGUUGGCCAUGUACCACUAAGAAUUGCAAAGUCAAAACAACUACUCAAUGUCAUCAACCAGAACUUUGGAACUCUAGCUUUCUGUCGUCGCUGGUUGGAUCGGCUGGGCCAAACCAAGUAUUUGAUGGCUCUCAAGAAUCUGUGUGACGUCGGCAUUAUCGACCCCUCACCCCCCGCUGUGCGACCAGAAAGGCUCCUACACUGCCCAGUAUGA
Candidula unifasciata is the source of this 1070-nucleotide messenger RNA. The record is from the annotation of a GenBank genome assembly. Lineage: Eukaryota; Metazoa; Mollusca; Gastropoda; Stylommatophora; Geomitridae.